This is a messenger RNA of Capsella rubella, 709 nucleotides long. RefSeq names its product ethylene-responsive transcription factor 13. The coding region runs from base 71 to 601 and encodes 176 amino acids. Gene Ontology annotation, biological process: regulation of DNA-templated transcription; ethylene-activated signaling pathway. Lineage: Eukaryota; Viridiplantae; Streptophyta; Magnoliopsida; Brassicales; Brassicaceae. Gene Ontology annotation, molecular function: DNA-binding transcription factor activity; DNA binding. The transcript has a single exon. The record is from RefSeq and is a predicted model, not a curated record.
GAUCCAAACCAAAACAAUCAAACACACAGUGAGAGUCUUGAGGAAGAAAAACAACACAGAACAAAACAAAAUGGAAGCAGAGCUCACAUGGGAUAACAAUGGCUCAGCAGUUCUUGAUUGGAUUCGCAGGCAACUUCUUGAGGAAGACGAGAUUGAUCUCACAGCUUCCAGAUCUCCAGUUGAAGAAGAAGAUUCAUCAUCGUCAUCAUCUUCUUCUGAGCUGUCACGAAGCAGAGGAGGAAAUUACAAAGGAGUGAGGAGAAGACCAUGGGGGAAAUACGCUGCUGAGAUCAGAGAUCCGAACAAGAACGGAGCUAGACUGUGGUUAGGGACCUAUGAGACGGCCGAGGAGGCUGCGGUGGCUUAUGACAAGGCAGCUUUCAAGAUGCGUGGCUCAAAGGCUAAGCUUAACUUUCCUCACCUUAUUGGCUGCAUUGACCAGGCUGAGCCUGUGAGAGUCACUCAAUGUCACAAACGUCAGCGUUCUUUGGAGCCUAUUUCUCAGGCAGCUAAACGGCGGAACAUAAUUAACCUGACGGCUUCACUUCCUUCCCUUGGAUUAGAGCUGUCUGUAUUACACAAACACCUACAACAAUUAUAAAUUCAUUUGUUUAAAUUGUUCUUCUUUCAUUGUCCAUAUUUUUCUCAUUUUCCCUAUCUAUAUAUUUAUUGAUUACAAAAGUGAAUAAAAGUAGGUUCAGACUUGUAA